CGUGCGCCUUCCUUGUCUUUUCCCCUCCGGAGAAGUCGGGAAGGUGGCGGCUGCGGCGGUUGUCCCUGUCCGGCAGGUUCGUGUGGUCCGUCAGCCCGCGCUGUGCAGCGCCCGCGCCGCGUCAAGCCCAGUCGAGCCGAGCCGCGGCGGCCGGGUCCGGCGCGGGCGGCGCGCGCAGACGGAGGGCGGCGGCCGCGGCCAGGGCGGCCCGUGGGACCGCGGGCCCCCGGCGCAGCGCCGCCCGGCUCCUGGCCCUGCCGGCCUCCUCCCUCGGCGUCGCGGCCAUGGCGGCCAGCGCGAAGCGGAAGCAGGAGGAGAAGCACCUGAAGAUGCUGCGGGACAUGACCGGCCUCCCGCACAACCGAAAGUGCUUUGACUGCGACCAGCGCGGCCCCACCUAUGUGAACAUGACGGUCGGCUCCUUCGUCUGUACCUCCUGCUCCGGCAGCCUGCGAGGGUUAAAUCCACCGCACAGGGUGAAAUCUAUCUCCAUGACAACAUUCACACAACAGGAAAUUGAAUUUCUGCAAAAACAUGGAAAUGAAGUCUGUAAACAGAUUUGGCUAGGAUUAUUUGAUGAUAGAUCUUCAGCAAUUCCAGACUUCAGGGAUCCACAAAAAGUGAAAGAGUUUCUACAAGAAAAAUAUGAAAAGAAAAGAUGGUAUGUCCCGCCAGAACAAGCCAAAGUGGUGGCAUCAGUUCAUGCAUCUAUUUCAGGGUCCUCUGCCAGUAGCACAAGUAGUACACCUGAGGUCAAACCGCUGAAAUCUCUUUUAGGGGAUUCUGCACCAGCACUGCACUUAAACAAGGGCACACCUAGUCAGUCCCCAGUUGUAGGUCGCUCUCAAGGGCAGCAGCAGGAAAAGAAGCAGUUUGACCUUUUGAGUGAUCUUGGCUCAGACAUCUUUGCUGCUCCAGCUCCUCAAUCAUCAGCUACUGCCAAUUUUGCUAACUUUGCACAUUUCAACAGUCAUGCAGCUCAGAAUUCUGCAAAUGCAGAUUUUGCAAACUUUGAUGCAUUUGGACAGUCUAGUGGUUCGAGUAAUUUUGGAGGUUUCCCCACAGCAAGUCACUCUCCUUUUCAGCCCCAAACUACAGCAUUUAGAAUGCUUUCAUCUAGCUGCAGUUUGGGUGAAUUUACUUCAGCUUUUCCUCUCCAGGCCACUCACAGUGGAAGUGCUGGAUCAGUAAAUGCUAAUUUUGCUCAUUUUGAUAACUUCCCCAAAUCCUCCAGUGCUGAUUUUGGAUCCUUCAAUACUUCCCAGAGUCAUCAAACAGCAUCAGCUGUUAGUAAAGUUUCAACGAACAAAGCUGGUUUACAGACAGCAGACAAAUAUGCGGCUCUUGCUAAUUUAGACAAUAUCUUCAGUGCUGGGCAAGGUGGUGAUCAAGGGAGUGGCUUUGGGACCACAGGUAAAGCUCCCGUUGGUUCUGUGGUUUCAGUUCCCAGUCAGACAAGCGUAUCUUCAGACAAGUAUGCAGCCCUGGCAGAAUUAGACAGCGUUUUCAGUUCUGCUGCCACCUCCAGUAAUGCAUACACGUCCACAAGUAAUGCCAGCAGCAAUGUUUUUGGAACAGUGCCAGUGGGUGCUUCUGCACAGACACAGCCUGCUUCUUCAAAUGUGCCUGCUCCAUUUGGAGCUACGCCUUCCACAAAUCCAUUUGUUGCUGCUGCUGGUCCUUCCGUGGCAUCUUCUACAAAUCCAUUUCAGACCAAUGCCAGAGGAGCAACAGGCCUUUCUGGAGCAAUGCAUUCUCAAGGGUUUCCUCACGCUCAUUUUGCGGCGACCUUUGGCACUGCGUCCAUGAGCAUGCCCACGGGGUUCAGCACGCCUGCUCCCUACAGUCUUCCCACCAGCUUUAGCGGCAGCUUCCAGCAGCCAGCCUUUACGGCCCAAGCAACUUUCCCUCAACAAACAGCUUUUUCUCAACAGCCCAAUGGUGCAGGUUUCGCAGCAUUUGGACAAACAAAGCCAAUGGUAACCCCGUUUGGUCAAGUUGCAGCCGCUGGAGUAUCUAGUAAUCCUUUCAUGACUGGUGCACCAACAGGACAAUUUCCAACAGGAAGCUCAUCAACCAACCCUUUCUUAUAGCCUUACAUAGACACUUUACUGGAACGAACUUUUAUGUGGUCACAUUACAUCUCUUCACCUCUUGCACUGUUGUCUUGUUUCACUGAUCCUAGCUUUAAACACAAGAGAAGUCUUUAAAAAGCCUGCAGUGUACAUUAAACACCAGGUAAUAUGUGCAAAACAGAGGGCUCCAGUAACAAGUUUUAACCUGUGAAUUGGCAGAAAAAGGUAGCGGUAUCAUGUAUAUUAAAAAUUGGCUAAUAUUAAGUUAUUGCAGACACCACAUUCAUUAUGCCGCAGUGCUGUACAUAUUUUUCUUAGAAAUUAGCUAUUUGUGCAUAUCAGUAUUUGUAACUUUAACACAUUGUUAUGUGAGAAAUGUUACUGGGGAAAUAAAUCAGCCACUUUUAAGGUGCUGUCGUGUAUCUUGGAAUGAAUGACCUAAAAUCAUUUUAACCAUUGUUCCUGGAAGGUUACAAAGUCAAAAUUGGAAGGUUUUAUUCAUUCUUGAAUUUUUCCUUUCUGAAGAGCUCUUCUAUUUAUACAUGCCUAAAUUCUUUAAAAAUGUAGAGGGAUACCUGUCUGCAUAAUAAAGCUGAUCAUGUUUUGCUACAGUUUGCAGGUGAAAAAAAAUAAAUAUUAGAAAAUA
This is a messenger RNA of Nycticebus coucang (slow loris), 2721 nucleotides long. RefSeq names its product ArfGAP with FG repeats 1 (gene AGFG1). Lineage: Eukaryota; Metazoa; Chordata; Mammalia; Primates; Lorisidae. Gene Ontology annotation, molecular function: GTPase activator activity. The coding region runs from base 285 to 2093 and encodes 602 amino acids. Gene Ontology annotation, cellular component: cytoplasmic vesicle. The record is from RefSeq and is a predicted model, not a curated record. The transcript has 15 exons.